Gossypium arboreum is the source of this 729-nucleotide messenger RNA. Its product is annotated as classical arabinogalactan protein 6-like. Lineage: Eukaryota; Viridiplantae; Streptophyta; Magnoliopsida; Malvales; Malvaceae. Bases 68 to 553 code for a protein of 161 amino acids. The transcript is spliced from 2 exons. The record is from RefSeq and is a predicted model, not a curated record.
GUCUCUUUUAAUUCAUUGUUUGGCUCCGUUCGUUCGCUCUCAACUUUCCGUUCAACGUAUUGGUGAAAUGGCUAAAGUCGGAUUUUGUCUUACCUUUGUUUUGUUCAUUGUUGCUGAACUCACUUCUGCUGCUGAACCGCCGGCGCCUGCGCCUGCGCCGUCACUCGGUGCAGACUUACCGCAACUCGCUCCUACUCCGGUGACUGGAUCUCCCGACUCCGCGCCAUAUAUCUCACCGGUAAUGGAUGCUUCGCCACCGGCACCAAUGGGGCCAUCUCCAUCAGAUCUGGCGCCAGGAAACUCGCCCGCGAGUUCUCCCGCUCCUUCACCGGUCGAUGCCAGCGAUAUCAACCACAGCGACAUCAAUGCAGAAGGAAGCGAAGAGAAGAGCCGCGGCGAUGGAAGAAUGAGCGGCGGAAAAAAGGCGGGAAUCGUGUUUGGCGUAGUGGCGGCAGCGUGUUUGGUUGGCUUCGGUGGAUUGGUUUACAAGAAGAGACAAGAGAAUAUCAGGAGAUCUCAGUACGGAUACGCCGUCAGGAGUGAAUUUCUGUGAAGAAGAUGAUGAACAGUACAAAGGUUUAUCAUUCAAAUGUAUUACUAGCAUUUGAUUUUGAUUUGAUAUUUAUUUUUUAUUCUUUAUAAAGAGAUUUAAACUAUUUUUGUAUGAGAUUAAAGAUUAUCGUAGCAGAAAUUUUCAGUGAGUCCCGUACUGUUGUAUUUCCAUUACAA